Molecule: messenger RNA, 498 nt
Organism: Kwoniella botswanensis
Lineage: Eukaryota; Fungi; Basidiomycota; Tremellomycetes; Tremellales; Cryptococcaceae
Exons: 2
Coding region: 1-498 (165 amino acids)
Source: RefSeq, a predicted model, not a curated record
AUGCGGGAAAUCUAUUUGAAGGAAACUGAUUAUCAUUCUAAUGGGAUUUCACCACGUACAUGGCUAGAUGUCGAUACGCUCAUACUCGUCUCACAUUCUUUGAAUUGCGGUAGGUAUGGAUAUCAUUAUCUUCAACCUGACUUACCGGAUCUCAAGAGGGUCAUUUGGAUCUUCCACCCUAAUGCACUUCAAGAUCAAAAUCAAGUACAACCUGAUGAGGACGGGAAUUGGACGCCGAUAGAGGAGAAAUUGAUGUUUGAUUUAUCCACGAGAUAUCCCAAGAUCCAAAUCACGAUUGUGAAUGUAGGACCUGGACGACAUUAUCGUCUACAUAGCGAGAGGGAUGUUGAGAAAACUGGUAGAACCCAUGAUCUCAAAGCUGAGGAUAUACUCAGAAAGAAUUUUCCAACUCACCUUGGAUCACGGAUAGAUAAAAACGGAGAGGAUGGGCAGAAGUUGUUCAAGUUCAUGGAUAGUGGACAAGUUGGGCGGGGGUAA